Molecule: messenger RNA, 656 nt
Organism: Beta vulgaris subsp. vulgaris (sugar beet)
Lineage: Eukaryota; Viridiplantae; Streptophyta; Magnoliopsida; Caryophyllales; Amaranthaceae
Exons: 2
Coding region: 3-428 (141 amino acids)
Molecular function (GO): zinc ion binding; nucleic acid binding
Source: RefSeq, a predicted model, not a curated record
ACAUGGAAAGACUUGGGUUCCCUUAUAGGCUCGAGUUGGCUACUGACAUCAUUCUCCACUCACUACCUGAAAGUUUUAAUCAGUUCAGAAUGACCUACAAUAUGAAUGAGUCUGAAAAGACUUUGCAAGAGCUGCAUGGAUUGUUGGUCAAUGCUGAAAGGAACAUCCCUAAGGUUGAACCAAAGAAAGAGGUUCUGUUGGUUCAAAAGGGAAAGGGUUUCAAAAAGAAAUGGGCAGGAAAGAAGGACAAAGGCAAGCAAGUUGCCACUGUCGCUGAAAAACCUAAGCCAACCGCCAAGCCCAAGGUUGCUGCGGAAAGCAAGUGCUUCCACUGUCACAAGAUUGGACACUGGAAGAGGAACUGCCCGAUAUACUUGGAGGAAAUAAAGAAGUCUGGGGCUUCUACUUCAGGGACUAAAAAGAAGUAGGAAGUUGGCAAAAGGCGAGGUAGAGCUACGCGUUGGAAAUGGAGCACGAGUUGCUGCACUUGCCGUCGGGAGCUAUAGUCUACACUUGCCAUCUGGGCUUAUUUUAGAAUUAAAUAAUUGUUAUUUCGUUCCUACAAUAACUAAGAACAUAAUUUCGGUUUCAGUUUUGGAUUCUGAAGGUUUUUGCUUUGAAAUAAAGAACAAAUGUUGUUCCAUUUCUUACAAUAA